Messenger RNA from Clarias gariepinus (North African catfish), 1545 nucleotides. RefSeq names its product ribonuclease inhibitor-like. The record is from RefSeq and is a predicted model, not a curated record. The transcript has 11 exons. Gene Ontology annotation, molecular function: protein binding. Lineage: Eukaryota; Metazoa; Chordata; Actinopteri; Siluriformes; Clariidae. The coding region runs from base 1 to 1545 and encodes 514 amino acids.
AUGGACAGAAAGUCCGACCCUGCAGCAAGAGCAGAGUAUCUCAACAUCAAAGUACAACGGUUGGAGUGUUGUGGUGUCUCAGGUGAAGGCUGUGUUGCUCUGAAUUCAGCUCUGAGAUCAAAACGCUCAGACCUGAGAGACCUGGAUCUGUCAGGGAAUAAACUAGGAGACUCAGAUGUGAAGUGUCUCUCUGUUCUACUGGAGAAUCCUCACUGUAAACUGGAGAGACUGAAACUGCAUAGUCCCCACAGAGAGAAAUCAGUCCACACUGGAGAGUCAGAAGUAGUUCUCAUGAACACUGGGGACCUGGGACCUGCUCCCAACACACACGCUGCUAAUUCUGCUGACGACACCGUCGUGGUGAGCCUGAUCUCUGACAACAACGAGUCGGCCCACCUGAAGGAGAUUAGGAAUCUGGAGAACCGGUGCCGGAGAAACAACCUCCUUCUAAACGUUGGAGUGUUGUGGUGUCUCAGAAUCAGUUGUGGUUCAGUUGGAGUGAACGGUGUGUCAGCUCUGGUGUCACUGUUCAGCUCAGAAUCCUCAGGACUGAGAGAAGUGCAUCUGACCCUGGAAACACUCGAUCUGUCCAGGAAUAAAGUGGAAGACUCAGUAGUGAAGGAUCUCUCUGUUGUACUGGCGAAUCCUCACUUUAAAGUGGAGAAUCUGAGGUUGCAUGAUUGUGGUGUCUCAGAUGAAGGCUGUGCUGCUCUGAUUUCAUCUCUGAGAUCAAACCCCUCACACCUGAGAGACCUGGAUCUGUCGAAGAAUAAUGUAGGAGACUCAGGAAUGAAGUUUCUUUCCACUGUACUGGAGAAUCCUCUCUGUAAACCGCAUAGUCUGUGGUUGGAGUCGUGUGGUGUCUCAGAUGAAGGCUGUGCUGCUCUGACUUCAGCUCUGAGAUCAAACCCCUCACACCUGAGAAAGCUGAAUCUGUCCUAUAAUCAUGUAGGAGACUCAGGAGUGAAGUGUCUCUCUGCUCUACUGGAGAAUCCUCUCUGUAAACUGGAGAUACUGAGGUUGGAGUCGUGUGGUGUCUCAGAUGAAGGCUGUCCUGCUCUGACUUCAGCUCUGAGAUCAAACCCCUCACACCUGAGAGACCUGGAUCUGUCCUAUAAUCAUGUUGGAGACUCAGGAGUGAAGUGUCUCUGUGCUGUACUGGAGAAUCCUCUCUGUAAACUGGAGACACUGAGGUUGUAUAAUUGUGGUGUCUCAGAUGAAGGCUGUGCUGCUCUGACUUCAGCUCUGAGAUCAAACCCCUCACACCUGAGAGACCUGGAUCUGUCCUGUAAUAAUGUAGGAGACUCAGGAGUGAAGCGUCUCUCUGCUCUUAAGGAUGAUGAACAUUACAAACUACAGACACUGACGUUGGAGUGUUGUGGUGUCUCAGAUGAAGGCUGUGUUGCUCUGACUUCAGCUCUGAGAUUAAAACUCUCAGACCUGAGAGACCUGGAUCUGUCAGGGAAUAAACUAGAAGACUCAGACGUAAAGUGUCUCUCUGUUCUACUGGAGAAUCCUCACUGUAAACUGGAGAGACUGAAGUAA